Cimex lectularius (bed bug) is the source of this 1226-nucleotide messenger RNA. RefSeq lists its product as uncharacterized. The record is from RefSeq and is a predicted model, not a curated record. Lineage: Eukaryota; Metazoa; Arthropoda; Insecta; Hemiptera; Cimicidae. The transcript has 6 exons. The coding region runs from base 121 to 744 and encodes 207 amino acids.
CGUCGCGGUUCUGGCGGCGGCGAAGCAGAGGGACGGAACUAGUAUCAAGCAGGACACGAUCGCGGUUGGAAGUACUUAUGGCAAAAAGACUCAAAGAUCGCACUUUUUAGACGAUCGGGAAUGUUCACCACUGGAGUUUAUGGUGUAUGUGAAGAAGAACUGACCAACUAUGGGGAGAAGAGUUCGAGGCUCUGGACCUUAAUUUUACCUAUAAUCAGAUUCUAUGGGAUAUUCACCUCUGUAGUUUUUUGUGGAGUUGGGAUUGAUAUUGCCCUGCACAAACAUAAUAUUGGAGUAUUUUAUAUUAUAUGCUCAAUGGUUGUUUUCUUUUUUGAAAUAACAUGGGUAAUUACAUUAUUUCUUCAGAUGUGUCUGGUAGAUGAACUUCACCCUUGUUUCCAGUGUUGGGAAAAAGUUCUUUGGUUUAGAUUAUGGAAAAAAUCCAUUCUCUACUCGCUAUUUGCAUUCAUUCUUUUUGUAAAACCGAAAAAUGUGUGGCUUUCCCUUAUGGCCGGAAUUCUCCUUUUAUUUUUGGCCGUUCUGUAUUUACUUCUGACAUAUCGAUCUCGAAACCAAUUUAGGAUGGUUCCCUCGCCUAGGUUGCUAAGAACCCAUUCAUCUAAUCGCCAUUCCCCUUUCGAUAAAUAUGAAGACAUGACUGAGAUGAUGGAUGAUAUAAUCACACGCCCUAUGUCAAGUAAUAGGUUGGCUGAUUUGGAUAAUGGCACUCUACUCGAAAUGUAGAAAUAUUGAAAUCAUCAAAAUGAAACUACGGUGUUGUUGGUCAAACAAUGUAUAUAACUAAAAACUGUAAAUACAGAUAAAUAAUAUUUUUUCAUAAUAAGUAUUUGUACCCGAUAAGUUGUCUAUUUGUUAAUUACAAAUUGUGAUACUAUUAUUUUUUUUAUAAUGUUUUUUUUUUAGAAAAGUAGGUGUAUAUAAAUUAGCCGAUUUCAUAAGCUUAGUGGGUGAUUGUAGAUAUUUAUUUAAUUUAAACUUUAUCAUGAUGCAACAAAACAAAAAAGUAAAACACUCGUGGUCUAUGAUCGUAAGGUUCAAAGAUAAAAUUGUCUUUCUUUUAGAUAUAAUUGUUAUUAGAGCUUAAAAUGUCACUACCUCAGUCAUUUUACUGUAAUUAUAGAUAAUUCGAAACUAAAUAUUUUUCGUAUCAUUAUUGAAUGAUUAUUUAGAGAUCGUGAGAUGCAGUCUGGGGUUUAGGUUUAGAA